GUGUUAAGAGAUUCGGAAGAGACUCGGAAAACUUUAUCGAGAAACGUGAAAAUGGCUGCGUCGGCUAAAAAACGUGAUGUAGAAAAUAAGGCGAAGGAAAAUGAAGAUAUUACGAGCAGUGAUGUGAGCAGUGACGAAGAAAAUGUCGACAAUAAUGAUGAAAAGGGCAACCAGAUUAUGGUGGACUUUGUAGGACGUACGCCGGACGACUCAGAUUAUCAUGGGAUUAAGAUUCUGUUGCAGCAAUUGUUUUUAAAGGCUCAUGUAAAUGUUGGUGCGCUGGCAGAUUAUAUUAUUUCCCAUAACUACGUUGGCUCGGUUGUGAAACAGGAGACUAAUGAUGAUGAUGAUGAUGAGGACGAUGAGGAUGAUACUAGUGAUGUCGGUGACGUUUUUGGGGUCACCAGUGUCAUUAAUAUCUCCCACAGCCAAGUAAGCCCUAACGAAGAAUGUAUCCAGCAACUGCGCACUCUUUUAAAAGAACUCUCCAGCGAGUAUGCAACAGACUCAGUCAACGGAAUGAUCAACAACAUCCUGGAGAAUGAUUCAUCCGCACUAGGUCUGAUCAUAAACGAAAGAUUCGUCAACAUCCCAGCAGACAUAUCAGUUCCUCUUUUAGAGAACCUGAUGUCCGAUAUGAAGCGCGCAACUGCCAAGAAGAUGGCCUACGACUUUAAGUACUACGUGAUAAUCUCAAAAUUGUCAAAACCAAAAACUGUAACUGUUAAGAAGAGCAAGAAGAAGAAUUCCGAAGAACCGGAAGAUUUGUGGAGCAAUCAAGAGGAAGAAGUAUUUGAUGAAGAAGCGAUGUGUAAAUUCGAGUUCUCCGUUGAUAAAGAAACAGACACUGGAUUAUCCGGGACCUGGAACGAAGAUGACGACGAGCUGAUUCCUUACAGGCGUGUAAUGAUAUUCGAGGCUGAAAAAUUACCAGGAAUUAUUGAAAAAAUUAAAAAAUUUAUUGCUCAUUAAUUCGUACAGAUUAAGAUAUCGCUUACACAUCAGCUUCUUUUUAUAUAUUUAUAUAAAUAUAUCAAUUACUUUGUUCAUUUAUACUUUCAAUGUACAUAUUUAUAAGUUCAACGCUGGUGUAAUUAUGUUAUUUAUUUAAUUUUUUAUUACGCGGCUUUAUCGAGCGUACUGACGACCAACUCCGAGGAGUUUAUAGACUGUCUCACUGGCUUCGCUCGUCGUCUCAUUGUACCAAGGAUGUUCAGCAUCUCAGAAACUGCCGCCGGAGCACUUUCCAUCUCUCGCUUACGCUUUCUCUCUUCCUCGCGUUGCUUCUAUCAUGUAAAAUUUAAAAAAAAAAAAAAAAAAAUUUU
Molecule: messenger RNA, 1325 nt
Organism: Cotesia glomerata
Lineage: Eukaryota; Metazoa; Arthropoda; Insecta; Hymenoptera; Braconidae
Product: protein BCCIP homolog
Exons: 3
Coding region: 52-972 (306 amino acids)
Cellular component (GO): nucleus
Source: RefSeq, a predicted model, not a curated record